AUGGCGACGAUCCAUCGCGUCCAACUCCCAACGCAACCUGACAAAGUGACAAUGCCGACCACCGCCCAUCGUCAAGAAUCCACCACCACGGGGACGAGGAAGAAGGGCCUCCUCGUCCUCCUCCUCUCGUGCUGCCUUGCUGCGGCGGCGGCAGUGGGAAUGGAGCCCUCAGAUGCCAGCGCCAUCGCCGACCUCGUCCAAUCCCUCGCGACGCCGCCCUCCUCCUGGACCGCCGGCGGCGACGCCUGCACCACCUUCGAGGGGAUCACCUGCUCCGCCUCCGGCCGCGUCACCGCCAUCGACCUCGCCGGGAAGGGCCUGGCCGGGACGCUGCCGCCCUCCCUCUCCUCGCUCACCGCGCUGGAGUCGCUCCAGCUCCGGGGCAACUCGCUCACCGGGGUGGUGCCGGCGGUCCUGGGCGAGAUCGCGACUCUCAGGAACGUCUCCCUGUCCGGCAACUUCCUCCAGGGGCCGGUGCCGCGGUUCGCCAAGGGCGUGGCCGCCGACGACGUGGUCGACGGGAACAGUUUCUGCUCGGACGAGCCCGGGAGGCCGUGCAGCGCGCAGGUGAGCGCUCUGCUCCGGGUGGCCGAGGGGUUCGGCUACCCCGUUUCGCUUGCGAGGACAUGGAGGGGGAACGACCCUUGCCAGUCAUGGCAGGGCCUGGCCUGCGUCACCGAGCCAGAUGUAAGCAGGAUCUUCCUGCAUGCCGCAAACUUUUCAGGGACGAUCUCGCCGGCCAUGGCGAACCUGACGGAGCUUCGAAGACUUGACCUGGGCGAAAACCGCCUCGCCGGGGAGAUACCGGAUGCUCUCGCGACAUUGCCCAAGCUUGGGUUUCUUGAUGUUACCAACAAUCGCCUCACCGGCCAGCUGCCCAAGUUUCGGCCGUCGGUUCGUGUGUUGUCAGAUGGGAACGCGUUUUGGGCACCAUCGCCCUCACCAUCGCUCUCACGUGAUGCUGCUGCAGCUGCGGCCUCAUCAAAGUUGAAUGCAGGAAGUAUCCUGAUUGUAAUUGGGGUUCUUGUGGCUCUUCUUGUUACCUGA
This is a messenger RNA of Miscanthus lutarioriparius, 1047 nucleotides long. The record is from the annotation of a GenBank genome assembly. Lineage: Eukaryota; Viridiplantae; Streptophyta; Magnoliopsida; Poales; Poaceae.